This is a messenger RNA of Penicillium arizonense, 867 nucleotides long. RefSeq lists its product as uncharacterized. NCBI's taxonomy places the organism in Eukaryota, Fungi, Ascomycota, Eurotiomycetes, Eurotiales, Aspergillaceae. The transcript is spliced from 5 exons. The record is from RefSeq and is a predicted model, not a curated record. Bases 1 to 867 code for a protein of 288 amino acids.
AUGUUUUGGAGCGUUGUACAUAAGGUCUUUGUCCGCUGGAAAAUCGUCACUGUGCCUUUUCACGCUCCGCAAGAACUACACUGCAUGAUGAACGAGAAACAGAUCAAACACAGCCGACCUCUUACUGUGUGGGUGGGCAAAUCUAGUUUCUGCCACGAGGAGCUAAGUUCAAAAUCAACUGCCUCUCCAGAUAUCAAACCCUCACCGAGUCAUACAAUGAGCGCCCCCGCAAUCGCUCCCGGUUCGACAAAAUUACGGCCCAACAGUCCAGAGGCAAGAAUAUCACGCCUGAAUCAGAACCCGUGGGAUACUUUUGAGCCUGUUGCCGGAUCGAAAGAUCAGUCUCUGAUCUUUGCCCGACACAGGAAGAAAAGAGGACACUUGGUGCAUACCCAACGAAUUGAACAACAGUUCUCUUUCGCUGCAACUUCUAGCUGCUCGAUUAUUGACGAUGAAAUCGUUGCCAUUGUCAAGCCGGUGUUGGAAGGAAUCCAAUAUCUGCGCCGGCUCGGAAGAGCACUCGCUACCCUGAGCCCGGAAACGAUCUUGUUUACACAGUCUGGUGAUGUUAAGAUUAAGGGUGUCGAGAAUAGCUGCCAAAUUGAAGAAUCGGAAAUGAACCCUGCGACGAUGAAAUUAUGCGCUCUAGGCGAUAUCGUCACCAAGUUGAUGUUAAAGAAUCGUACCUACGAGUGGGAACCGGAGAUCCAAAAUUUACCUCGGCAGCUGGAAAGCGUCUCCAUUGAGGAACUGUUGCAGAAUGAGAUGUUCACCCGAAAGUCAUGCGAAGGGGAGUUGAAAUUGUUGGUCAGUAUAGCGAACAAGACUGCCUAUCACGGUAUUAAAUCUUACUAUGCUCGUUGUUGA